AUGAGGGCCAUAUUCACCACGUUUGCUGGAGUUGCCAGCCAUGUGUCGCCGCAGCGCGGUCAGCAGCCAGGAGGCAAAGUCAUCGUACAUGUUACCGACCUAUCGGAUGCGGGACGAACGACACGGCCAGGGCCAUGGAGAAAUAGUGCGCUUGUAUGUACAUGUUGA
Messenger RNA from Colletotrichum truncatum, 168 nucleotides. Lineage: Eukaryota; Fungi; Ascomycota; Sordariomycetes; Glomerellales; Glomerellaceae. The record is from RefSeq and is a predicted model, not a curated record.